Lolium perenne is the source of this 1050-nucleotide messenger RNA. The record is from RefSeq and is a predicted model, not a curated record. NCBI's taxonomy places the organism in Eukaryota, Viridiplantae, Streptophyta, Magnoliopsida, Poales, Poaceae.
AUGCGGUUGGGCGCCCCCGACCAGGGCGCGGACAAGGUGAAGACACUUGAACUUGAUAUUGAUUCUUGCAGCAAUAUCAAAGGUUCCUACCUAGACAAGUGGCUCCGAAUCACCUUUAAGUCUGGGAUCGAAGAACUUAACUUGGAGAUGCCUGUCGACAUGAAGAAAAAGUACAUCUUCCCAUGUUCGCUUUUGUCUGAUGAGGCAGCUGCAAGUUCAAUUCAGUCUCUUCGCCUCUUGGCUUGCGAUUUCCACCCCACAUCAACUCUUGGCCUCCUGCGAAGAUUGAAAUUUUUGAAUCUGGCUCUUGUCAACAUUACUGAGGAUGGAUUAGGGAACUUGCUAUCGAAAUCUUCCGCCCUGGAGCGCCUGGAGAUUGUGGUAGAGAUUGGUGCUCCACAGCUCUGCUCUUUUCAUUUUGGUGGGACCCUGAUUCCAUCCAUCGUACGAUAUGUUGAGAGCCUUACCCUGCUCGGUCGUAGUGAGAAUGCAAACACUCCAAUGCUGCCUUCCAAGCUACCCCACCUCAAGAACUUGGAAAUGACACUCCUGGCGCCAGUAGUGGGCUUCUCCCCAAGCUAUGGUGCCUUCUCUCUGGUUUCUUUUCUUGAUGCUUCUCCUGCCUUGGAGUCUUUCACACUGCAUGUAGAGCAGGAUGCCAUGACACACGAUCCUGUUGUUGGAGACUACGACGAAUGCCUGAGGCAGAAGCUGGCCUGCCGGCAUAACUGCCUCAAGCAGGCGGCCAUCACGGGUUUCUGUUCAGCAAAGAGCCUGGUUGAGCUCACGGUUCACAUCCUAGAGAGCACACAUUCACUCGAGCGCCUCACGCUCGACACAACUUACGGUUAUAGUAAGAGGUGUGGCACCAUUGGCAAAUGCCCGACCUCAAGAAAGAUUGACCAAUGCUGGCCGAUGAGCAAGAGAGCUCUUGAAGAAGCUCAUAGAGCUGUGAAGACUGCUGGUAGAUAUAUAAUAGCGAGAGUUCCCUUGACUGUUCAAUCUGAGGUUCUGGAGCCCUGUAGUCGAUGCCAUACUGGCAACCAAUAG